AUGAGCACAAAUAAUUCUCCUAACCUUAUGGGAUCAGAUGACCAAUACAGAAAAAACUCCACGCAAAAAUUUUUCACAAAAAAAAGUUUGGAGAAAGGAAAUAGCCUAAAAGCUAACCCAGAUACUAACACCAACAAGCUGCCAAACACCACAAUCCUAAACUCAGCUGAAAACACGCAAACAGUGCCCAAUACCCAACUUGCGAGACAAAACACAAAUCCCAACAAAAUUUUGGAAAGUUUGGAGAAAGGAAACAGUCUAAAAGUGAGCACAGACUCCACCACAGACGAUCUGACAAGCAAACAGAAUAAAAAUCUAACUGGCAACACACAAACAGUCCCUUUAGAACAUGCGGCGAGUCUAAAUAAAAAUCCUCACAAAAAUUUAGAAAGUUUGGAGAAAGAUGGACAUCGAAAAAGUUCGGAGAAAACAAUUAAUUGGGAAAGUAUGGAGAACACUGUUGUGACUCGAAAUAGUAAUUCCAACAUUAAGGAAAGUUCGGAGAAUACUGAUAGUGCAACCGGGCACAUCAAACAAAGUUCGGAGAAAACAAUUAAUUGUGAAAGUAUGGAGAACACUGUUGUGACUCGAAAUAGUAAUCCCAACAAUAAGGAAAGUUCGGAGAAUACUGAUAGUGCAAUCGGGCAUAUCAAACAAAGUACGGAGAAAACUGAUAGUGCAACCAGUAUGUCCCAUGUGCGCGAAAGUUUGUCGAAAACCGCGAGAUAUAGUGACAGUACCGAACAAUACGAAAGUAUGGAGAAUUAUUCUGUAGACGGUGCAAGCGACUCAUCGCUAGACAGCCUAGAAAAGAGCGAUAACGUGAUACGGUCGGAUCCAAAUGAAAGUUUGGAGAAACUGAUUAACGACCUCGAAGACUCCAACGCUGACUCCCUUAGCCCAGAUAAAUUAAAUGACACCGUUUUGGACAUGGAUGAACAAGAAAAUCAACCCAAACUCCCGAUUGAAGAAAAAAAUCGAACAACUUUUUUGGAAAAAAAAAAGUAUGGAGAAAAUCUCAAUUUCUCUCAAACCACCUUCAAAACGUUAGAACUACCAAAAAAUGUCAUAACGAGACCAUUAGACUUUGGGCAAAAUGCACGGUCCUCUGGCGACUCCAGUACCAUCACCCCUAUUAACACCCCUAUACUUAACAGUGCCAAUAACACCCUGACCCAAGGUGCAGAAGGGGCUUCAGGAUCAAGUACAAAACGGGUACAGAGCAUUAACGAUGUGAAUCCAUUCAAAAAGGUAUUUGCAGCGGAAAGUGGGAGGACAGAUCAGACAGGGGGUGGAUCGAGUAACUUCCAGUUUGAUUUUGUCCAAGCACCUACUGCUGUAAACAAGCCUUUCUCGCAGUUCGAAAGCAUGCAACCAGCUAAAAACACCGGAACAAUAAAAAGAACCACCCUACAAGCUGACCCGAGAAUCAAAGUCACGGUAUUAAAUAAUGACAUACCCCCUCAGACAACUCAAAAAAUCCUGAAUUUCAACUCAGCUUACUGCACCUCUGAAGAUGAAAACAAACCCCCGUACUACAAUUAUGGAAACACUCAACUACCUACAUCGCCAAACAGUACCUUCCAGUUAAGGGAUAAACCCCUAUCCCAAAAUCAGCCUAUGGAAACAGACCCUGCUCCAGGUACAAACCCCCCAUUCCAGACGCCCAGGAAAUUCAGUAAAAACUUCCAGAUGCUGAUGAGGGAAAAAACCAAAAAAUCAAUUACCAAAACAAAUAAUAGAUUCCAGCCUCUCACUGACGAAUCCGAGACGGAAUAUGAGGAUGAUCUGGAUCGAAUUAUUAAACGUAAAAGGGUAUCAUCCACUCGAACCCCCAAGAGUAACAAAAAUACAUCCAAAAAUGUUAUUCAAGCGGAAGAAACCAUAGAGAGCAUUCUCGCUGAGAAUAAAAACAACAACCCUCCGAAGACGACCUCCAACCCCAAAAAUAAAUCGACUAUGCCACCUAUAGUUAUCGAUGGGAAAACAUCAAACCAAGCAUCACUCAUUAGCGACAUAAAAGAAAUAGUAAAAGGUAACUUUAGUAUUAAACACACCAAUAAUUCGACAAUCCUCUUUGUGGAUGACAAAGAGGACCACUGUAAGAUGGUAGAAAAUAUUAGGGCCGAGAAGCUACCCUUCCACACUUAUACCACCAAAGAUGAUAAAACCCACGCGUUUGUUCUCCGUGGGUUAGCGGACGGCACAAAAAUUCCCGAUAUUGUGGAAGAUCUACAGGAAGAAUACGAAAUUAAAGUUAAAGAAAUCUUUCGUAUGAACACCAAAAACCGACCUCUUUUUCUGGUUGUCACGGACCCCUCGAUGACACUGGAUUAUUUAAACAAGAAUGCCCGAAGAGUUCUUUACACCAGGGUUACAUGGGAACUUCGGAAAUCCGUCAAAUUAAUAAUCCAGUGUCACAAUUGUCAGCAGAGUGUAACCCCGUGCAUGGGGGAGCCCUCGGGGGCAGCCAUACCGUCGGGUAAACCGGCAAACACCGCGAAAAUCGCGGAAUCAAAAACCGAACUCUCUCAACGCCUAUCGAGUCGGGUAAAAGCUUAUAAUAAGUUAAUCCAAGAAAGCCGAGAAAGCUACAUACGCAACCCUAACAUCUCCAGAAAUAAGAAAAGAAUAAUUCUAUCGAGCAGCAUAAAAACUGUAAGUACUGAGGACCUAACCAUAAAUCUCGGUGAAAAGUCCAGUACUGCAGGAGACCCACGGCCAAAUUUUCCAAAAUUGGAAAGUAUGGAGAAAACUGUCAGAACUAGUAAUACAACAAGAGACCGUAGACAUAGCACCGGCGAACCACCUAAAAGUCCGAGCGCGACACAAUCCGCUUCUCAAGACGAAAGCCACUCAAAAUUACAAAGUAUGGAGAACGACAAUUUACAAAGUAUGCAGAAACAAAAUCUGCAAAGUUUGGAGAAAACACUUAGCGACAGCGGGCUGGCCCAAAGUCUACAAAGUAAGGAGAAUGCGUUCUACUUACUUUCCAAAAGACACGAAAGCGGCGAAUCAAAAACGAGCGAGGAUAGUGAAAUGGAGGCAGACAGCUCCGAAAACGGCUCGUUCGAGAGAAACAACACCCACACGGCCAAAAAAGCUAAGAGAAACUCGCCGAAAGGGCCAAAAACAGACUCUUCGGAAAGUUCGGAGAAUGAACUUAGCGAACGCGCCAACGACUCCAGAAGCAUCGAGCAGUUAUAUCUUGAUAGCACCGACAAAGACGAUCGAGACGGCUCCGAUGUUGCCAAAUCCCAAGGAUUCCCAGAAACUUUGGAGAAAACCAAAAAAUUAAAAAGUUUGGAGAAAACCGAAUUGGAAAGUAUGGAGAACGAAAAUUUGGAAAGUAUGGAGAAAAUUAAAAAUUUCAAAUUCACCCCCAGACGGCAUGAACAGGCAAAUAAAAAGAACGAAGACGACUUCGUGUCCGAUUAUGUGUCGAUCCCCUCAGCGGAAGGGUUAAAAAUCACCAUUAAGCAGUGCGACGUACCGCAGGCUCUGAGGAAAAACAUAAUGGAGUAUAACAGCGGACAAGAACUAUCCGGGGAUGAAAACCAUAGUUCCAGGCUGAAACAAACCUUAGUUACCCCCAUACUUCACCCCUUACCUGACCAACCGUCUGAACUAACCCUCCCAAGUGGCAGAACACAACCUCUUCCCCCAAAAAUAUACAAACCCAGACCAAAACCAAACCCCCCACCCGUUAUCGAAAAACCACCCCCACCCCUACCUACCUCCCCCAAUAGCACAUUCCCACUACAAAGAAACAAAAGAAUCACUGAAGCUAAUAAAGAUCUAAAUAGGAUAGACAUCAUAUCACCGGACGAAAAAAUGGACACUCAGGAUUUCAUCUCACCCCCUAAACUAAACGGCCAUCUAAAAAGGAUGAUGAAGCAAAAAGCUAUUGCUUCACUUCCCAAACCCGUCGAAACCAGAAACAGAUUCCAAGUACUCACGGAGUCUGAGGAAGAAGAAGAAGACGAAGAAAUUCUCAAAAAGAGAGAAUUGGCUAGAAAAGAAAGAAGGGAGAAAGCCGGAAAUCAAAGAAAGAACUCAACCGCCGACAGAAAGGCAGAAAACCCUAGCGCAAACAACAAUAACAAAAAAGACACAAUACAGGCUAAAAAGAAAAACUAUAUGCCACCCAUAGUCAUGGACGGAGUGCCAGAAGACCACCAGGGGCUCACAGGUGUCCUCAGGGAAAUAAUUAAGGGUAAUUUCAACCUUAAAUACACAAACAACUCCACAAUUGUUUUCACUGAGGACAAAGAUGACUAUGACAACGUCAUCAGGAAUAUAAAAAGCGAAGAAAUGUCCUUCCACACUUAUACGAAUAAAACAGAGAAGUCCCAUGCAUUCGUACUGCGCGGACUUGGGGACGGCACAAAAAUCGAUGACCUAGAGGAGGACCUGAUGCAAAACUACGAGAUCAAAACAAGAUCUAUAUACAGAAUGACCACCAGAAAUAGGCCCCUAUUCCUGAACGAAACGAAUCAUUCCGAUGGAGGCGACGUAAACAUAAAUACAUUAUUUAAAGAGAAUAAUACGCAAAAUGUCUUAGUUGUUGCUUCUACAAGUCCUUACUUCAAUAAGAACGAAACGAAUCAUUCUGAUGAAGGCAACGCAAAUAUAAAUACAUUGUCUAAAGAAAGUAAUACGCCCAAUGUUCUAGUUGUUCCUUCGACAAGUACUUACAUUGAUAAUGAGGAGCUUACUAUUUUUGAGGCUGAGGACGUUGUAGACCGUUCUACAAACCUAAAAGUUAUAUAUAGUGGAAAUAGCAAUAUCUUAGAAGAGACAACAACUAAUAUAGAAACGCAACAUAAACAUCAAACAUCGGACCUGGUGGAACGUGCCUUGAUUUUUGCAGAAGAUUCCGACGAUUCUAUUAAAGACAGAACUUACAAUCCAAGUUCUGACGAAAAUUCAUCAGAAGAUGGUUUUGAUCAGACAGUGCAAGUCGAAGAAAAUGAGGAGCUCAUGUCAGAGACUAUCGUCAGACCAUCCACAGGACGUCCAAAAAAAGGUAGAAAGAGAAAGUUUUUACAACAAGAUAGAAACAUAAGAAAGAAGAAAACGAAUAGCAAUGACGAAUACUAUUCAGCAAAAGGAAAAUUGAUAAAACCCAAAGAUUUUAUUGAUUUUACAUGUACUUGCAAGAUAAAAUGCCACGAAAAAGUGUCUGCAAUCCGUCUAUAG
Molecule: messenger RNA, 5202 nt
Organism: Psylliodes chrysocephalus
Lineage: Eukaryota; Metazoa; Arthropoda; Insecta; Coleoptera; Chrysomelidae
Source: the annotation of a GenBank genome assembly